CCUUUUGACAGUAAUCUCGUAUAUGCCACGUUUUGGGGUCCCUCUUGCUCUGGAUAAAGCAACAGAGGAGCGAACUUGUGUGAACUAUGCCAAGCUCUGUGUUGAGAUUGAAGUUGCAGCGGCUCAGGAUCUUCUGGAAAAUAUUGUAGUUGACAUUGAAGGCUGUCCCUCUGUGGAUGUGAAUGAUGUUCCUAAUGUGGAGUCUGCACUCCCUGCUUGUCAUGAAGUACUACCAGUGCAGAAAGAAAACCAACCUGUCAAACCACUUUUGCAGAAUGAAACUCUACUCACAGCCCAGGGACAGACUACUGUAUCUCUUAUGGAGCAAGGACCUAUUGAGAAGCAGAAUUCUUUUGAAGCUUUGGCAUCUAUUAAUGACGAGCAGGCCUUUCCUCCUCUUCAGGUUUCUUCAGUGUCUCCAAAAUCCCUUAAGAAGCCUCGACAGGCUUCUUUGGGUGUAGCAACUGUUACAAAAGCCUUGGCCCCUCGACAGAGAAAUUGCAAGAAAAUUUCAAAUCCCUCCAGUGAGAAGCAAAAUUUUGAUAAGAUUGCUGGAUAUCUUUUGCCUGAGUGGAGUAGAUUUUGCAAUUAUGAUUCUACUCCUCUAGGGAGAAUUUGGCUUUUUUGGAAGUCCCAUGUAACUAUAAGGAUAUCUAGUUCUAAUCAUCAGGCUAUACACUGUCAUGUGGUUGACAAUAUUACUAAGAGGUACAUGUUUGCUAGUUUUGUGUAUGCGGAUAAUUCUCCUGAUCAAAGGAGACAAUUAUGGGAUGAGUUAGUUGCUCUAAGCAGGGUGCUGCCUAAAGUGCCUUGGAUUAUAGGAGGUGACUUUAAUGAAGUUAGAUAUUUGCAAAAGAGGUCUGAUUGGAUCCAAAACAUGCACUUCUCCAAAGAUUCUAUGUUGUUUAAUGACAGGUUGAAUGAAGCUGAACUUUCUGAUCUUCCUGCUUGUGGGCCUAAAUUUACAUGGUCGAACAAGAGAAUAGAGGGACUCAUUGUUAAAAAGCUUGACAGGUUAUUAGUCAACAGCACUUGGUUUAGCACUUUUCCAAGAACUAGAGCAGAGUUUCUUCCUCCUGACAUCUCAGACCAUUGUGCUGGGUCUGUAACUAUAAUGGAAGUGGCAACCCAAAAUACCAGAAAGCCUUUCAAAAUUUUCAAUUUUUGGACAAAGAAUGAAAGGUUUCUAAACAUUGUCCAAGAGGUUUGGUCAUCUGUCACAGUUUCAGGAUGCUACAUGUUUCAACUUUGUAAAAAGUUAAAGGCUCUUAAGGCCCCUCUACGAGAGCUUAAUAAGGAUUGUUACAGUGACCUGCAAGGAAGGAUUCAACAAGAGACUUCAAAGCUACAUGCUAUCCAAAUUGAUUUGUUAGCUAAUCCACAUGAAGAUUUGGUUUUGGUGGAAUAGGAACAGGCUAGGAAGGUGGCAAAGUUAUCACUUGCUGAAGAAGCCUUUCUGAAACAAAAAUCUAGAGUGCACUGGCUACAGGAAGGAGACCAAAAUACUACUUACUUUCAUAAAGUAAUGAAAGUUCG
Molecule: messenger RNA, 1536 nt
Organism: Rubroshorea leprosula
Lineage: Eukaryota; Viridiplantae; Streptophyta; Magnoliopsida; Malvales; Dipterocarpaceae
Source: the annotation of a GenBank genome assembly